GAUCUAUUCAUGGAAAAAACAAAGAUUAAUAUUUAGCGGGAAGACGAUUUUUUUUUCUGUUUAUUUUAAAAGCUUUUUAUAUUUAAUUUCUUUUAGGGUUUUUUUCCUUUACUUUUUAUUCUUCAAUUCACUGAUUACUCCUCAGCUUAUUUUGUGGUGAGGAAGUUUAGUGGCUGAAUUUGAUGGACGACCUACAUUUAGAAGAUAGUACUUAUAGUGAGCAGAGUCCGGUUGCUACUCCAACCAAUGCUUCAACUUCUGAGAGUGCUUAUCGUACGAAUCGAUUGGCGGUCAAGCAAAAGAAUGGGGAUGCUGAUCUUGUUGAAGGUACAACGAAGAAAAAGGUAUCAAGAAUGCCUGGUGGUGGGCUGCGCCAGUUCAGUGUCAUGGUUUGUAAGAAGUUGGAGAGUAAGGGGAGCACCACAUAUGCUGAGGUUGCAGACGAAAUUAUAGAAGAGUUUGCUGCCACUCAGAGUAAUACUGCCGGAUCUUUAGAUGAGUUCCAUGAGAAAAACGUUCGACGACGUGUGUAUGACGCAUUGAAUGUACUUAUGGCAAUGGAUAUCAUUACGAGGGAGAAGAAAGAAAUCAGGUGGAAAGGACUUUCUACUACGCAAACAAAGGAUUUAGAAGAACUUACGGCAGCACAUGUUCAACUAAUGACAAGCAUCUCGCGUAAAACAGCUUAUUUGAAAGAUUUAGAAGAACAAAUUGCAGGUCUCCGGAACAUAAUCAAACGAAACCAGCGGAUGCUCAAGAGUAAUAAUAAUAAUAAUAAUACAGCUCCUAAAGAAGGAUUUACGUUGCCGUUUAUAUUGGUUCAAACUAGUCCGCAUGCAACUGUUGAGAUUGAGAUUUCUGAAGAUAUGCAACUGGUACACCUUGAUUUUAACAGCACGCCAUUCAGUUUGCAUGACGAUGCUUACAUUCUUAAGUUAAUGCAUUGCUACCAACAACCCGAAGGUAGAAACCUCUCGCAAAGUUCUUCCAUUCAUUCGUCUUCAAGCUCUUGCAAAGCAUCCGGCGGAGUAAGCAAACCGUUUUACUGGAAUUCUGAAGCGGAUACCGUCAAACAAGGUACGUUGAGAAGAUGAAUAGAAUCAUUAUAGUCAUUAGCCUUCUAACAAACACAUGUAAAACUAAAUCCAUGGUACUUGUAUAUUGUUAUUUCAUUUAGAGAAAAAAAGAAGUAUGGGAUUAUUAUUUAUUUUGCAUCAUUUGUGAGAUCUCUUGAUUUGUUCCUUAA
Gossypium raimondii (Peruvian cotton) is the source of this 1246-nucleotide messenger RNA. RefSeq names its product transcription factor-like protein DPA. Gene Ontology annotation, biological process: regulation of cell cycle; regulation of transcription by RNA polymerase II. The transcript has 10 exons. Gene Ontology annotation, cellular component: transcription regulator complex; nucleus. The record is from RefSeq and is a predicted model, not a curated record. Bases 183 to 1094 code for a protein of 303 amino acids. Gene Ontology annotation, molecular function: RNA polymerase II transcription regulatory region sequence-specific DNA binding; DNA-binding transcription factor activity, RNA polymerase II-specific. NCBI's taxonomy places the organism in Eukaryota, Viridiplantae, Streptophyta, Magnoliopsida, Malvales, Malvaceae.